UUUUCGCUUUUCCGACUUUCCUUUCAACUCCAUAUCGCUAUCGGAAAACAGUCUAUUGUCAAUCCGUAUACCUUAUACUAUAUGUCAUAUUGAGAAACGAGUGACCGACUCACUUCUUGCCGACAUGACCACCAACUUGAAUGCCAUCGCGGGGCCUUCUCGUAAUUCAAUGUCGCCAAAGGUCGAGCCUGAUUCUCCCAACAGUGACCUUGCAGAGCUCAAUGAACCCUCUCAGAUCCAAGUCGCAAAAGGUGGUAUCAGUGUCGGUGAGGAUGGCGAGGUGGUCAAAGUCCCGGCCUUCCUCACGAAACUCUUCACAAUGGUAUCCGAUUUAUCGACCAACGAGCUCAUUUAUUGGUCCGAGUCCGGAGAUAGCUUUUUUGUCCCCGAUUCUGAAAGAUUUGGUAAAGAGCUCUUGCCAAGAUUCUUUAAGCAUUCAAAUUUUUCAAGUUUUGUCCGACAGCUCAACAUGUAUGGGUUUCACAAAGUGCCUCAUCUACAAUCUGGUGUGCUCAAACAUGACUCUCCAUCGGAAUUGUGGGAGUUUAUCAAUCCUUUCUUCAAGCGUGGUCAGCAACAUCUACUAUCUAGAGUGACUAGAAAAAACAAUCGACCUAUGCCAACCUCUGUCACUACGUCAGGAGCCACUCGAACAGGUCUCCUUCCUGGUACCGCCUAUCCCGUCCACUUGAUUACAGACGGUACGACCGAAGGUGAGAUCGGCCAGGUGGUUGGCACGACGGGUCAAAUCGUCGACUUGGCUGCUAUCACCAAUGGUAUUGCUGCCAUCCGUCAAACUCAGGCCAGCAUCGGAGCGGACCUAAAACGUUUGCAAAAUUCAAACGAUAUGUUAUGGCGAGAGGCGAUGGAACAGCAGAAAAAGCAUCAGAAACAUCAAGAGACUAUCGACAUGAUUGUUGUAUUCCUCGAACGACUCUUCGGCACUGAAGGACAGGGUUUGAAAGGUCUCAAGGAAGCUAUGAGGAGAGGUGGAUAUGGUAGAGACGCUGAACCCGGUGGAAGUGAUGAACCUAGGAAGAGACGUAGAUUGGGAAUAGAUAGAAUGAUUGGUGAUGGUCACGAAGCAGAACGUGAUUCUAAUGUCAUGGAAUUACCCAAUGACCCGUAUCCCGUUGCUCGAUUCAUGAACGCUGAACCUGGUGUCAGUCCCAGGGAACCUCCUCCGACAGCAGCAGAAUGGCCAUCUGCUUCUCAAAGGUUCACAGCUCUUCCGACCGAUGAAGACCCACCUUCUUCCCGUGUUUCUUCGACUUCCGCUCGACCCGUCUUAUCUCCUCUUAGCGACGUGGAAGAAAUACAUCCCGUCCCUGAAAAUGCAGUAGGACAAUAUUUGAAUAUUCAACCUAAUCUGAACACUGGUAAUUUACCUCCACUUAGUCCUACCUCCGCCGCUCAAGCUGCACAAACUUUUAAUCUCGAUCCGGCAUUACUCCAAACCACUAUCGGCUCUCUUCUCCAAUCACCUGCGGCUGCUCAAAUGUUCCUCAAUUCACUCAAUGCAUCCGCGCAAGGUCAAGCUUUACAAUCCCCGACUCGGGGAAAGAACGCGGUGAACGUGCGGCCGUCUCCACCGUUGGGUGACAAUGUCGACCCUACUUUAGCGCUCUUCUCACCAUUCCCAAAUCAAUCAUUGAUGAAUAAUCAGAACCAGUUGUUAAAGACAUAUCAAGACGCUGUGGCGGUGAAUGGUGGAGUGGAUGAAUUACAAGAAAGCAUUGAUGCUCUAGUCAGGAAUAUGGGGUUGGAUUUGCCUAAGGGUGGGCAGAAGGUCGAGAAUGUACAGCCUUUCCCUGUGGAGCAAAUGGGACAAGUCGGUCAGACUGGGGUUGUUGGACAAGGAGGAGAACCGGGAGAGUUUGAAGAUUUCAACAUUGAUGAGUUUCUGAAUGAGUUGGCGAAGAAUGGUCCGGAAGGUGAUCCGUCGCAUCCUGUGUGAUGUUUGGUGUCUUUCAUAUAUCAUAUCUCUUUUAUACCCAUCGACAUCUGCCUCUCUCUGUCCUGGUACUUUUUCCUACAUAUCAAACCCAAUCCACGUGCACUCCCUAAUCAUCUAGAAAUAGCCCUCUCUUUCUUAGAAUUGUCUCUCACACCUCACAUGUCUUACUUUUGAUCUGAAGAGGUCAUUGUCUCUUGCUAGUAUAGAAUUGGCAUCGGUACAUGCAAGAUGUGUAUAUUUCA
Messenger RNA from Tremella mesenterica DSM 1558, 2199 nucleotides. RefSeq lists its product as uncharacterized. Lineage: Eukaryota; Fungi; Basidiomycota; Tremellomycetes; Tremellales; Tremellaceae. Bases 125 to 1957 code for a protein of 610 amino acids. Gene Ontology annotation, biological process: regulation of DNA-templated transcription. The transcript has 5 exons. The record is from RefSeq and is a predicted model, not a curated record. Gene Ontology annotation, molecular function: DNA-binding transcription factor activity; sequence-specific DNA binding.